UCCGGAUCCCAAGAGCAUGAGAGGACCAGGAGUAAAGAAGCAGCAGGAAUAUCCGCCUAGCAGUGUUUUACUCUCCAAAGACCCAACAGAUACUCAGAAUGAACAGGUGUGUCGGUGGAGUGUGUGUGUCUCUUAUUGUGUGCGCGUUUCUCACGGAAACACUCGGAAUGGUGAUCGCGGCAAAAGAGAAGAGAGGAUGGACCCUCAACAGUGCUGGGUAUCUUCUCGGUCCCCGUCGUAUUGAUCACCUUAUACAGAUUAAGGAUUCUCCCAGUGCAAGGGGGAGAGAAGAUCUGCUUGGUCAAUAUGCCAUAGACAGCCACAGGAGCCUUAGCCUUAGUGACAAGCAUGGAGUGUCAGGGAAGAGAGAAAUGCCAAUAGAGGAAGAUUUCAAGACAGGAGCUCUGAGGAUAUCAGAUGAGGAUGUUGUCCAUACUAUCAUAGACUUUCUUUCUUAUCUCAAAUUAAAAGAAAUUGGAGCUCUGGACAGUCUGCCUUCUUCUCUCACAUCAGAGGAAAUAAGUCAAGCCUAAUUUUGACCGAAUCCAGCACUGACACACCGUGACCUCCACCGCGCUCUCAGAGGCUGUAUUAACGUUCAAAUUCUUCACCGCUAAACUGUCAAUAUUACCACGUAACUUUACUCUGUCAGAAUCACUUGACGGCUGAAGUGGAGAUGGAUUAAAAAAAUAAAACUCAUAAAUGGCAUUCGACUCA
This is a messenger RNA of Carassius carassius (crucian carp), 717 nucleotides long. Its product is annotated as galanin peptides-like. The transcript has 7 exons. Gene Ontology annotation, molecular function: hormone activity. The record is from RefSeq and is a predicted model, not a curated record. NCBI's taxonomy places the organism in Eukaryota, Metazoa, Chordata, Actinopteri, Cypriniformes, Cyprinidae. Gene Ontology annotation, cellular component: extracellular region. The coding region runs from base 99 to 533 and encodes 144 amino acids.